Messenger RNA from Scophthalmus maximus (turbot), 732 nucleotides. Its product is annotated as 60S ribosomal protein L4-like. The record is from RefSeq and is a predicted model, not a curated record. Bases 294 to 572 code for a protein of 92 amino acids. Gene Ontology annotation, biological process: translation. The transcript is spliced from 4 exons. Gene Ontology annotation, molecular function: RNA binding; structural constituent of ribosome. Gene Ontology annotation, cellular component: ribosome; cytosolic large ribosomal subunit. NCBI's taxonomy places the organism in Eukaryota, Metazoa, Chordata, Actinopteri, Pleuronectiformes, Scophthalmidae.
GUUUUUUAGCUAGUCAAAAAUGAUGAUGUUCCACUUCAGGUCCGUGUUUCUGAACCCUGAUUUUUAUGGAAGUUCUGAGCGUCACAAUACUGGUCAGGUUCCUGUUUAUAUAUAUAGUUUCCAUACAUUGACCUUCUUUGUCUUCCAUUUCAGCCUGCGAAUGCACAAGAUGACCAACAUAGACCUGAGCAGGAUUCUUAAGAGAGAGAUCCAGGAAGCACUUCAGCAAGCUGGAUGAGCUGUACGGCACCUGGCGUAAACCCGCCUCCCUUAAAGUUGACUACAACCUGCCAAUGCACAAGAUGACCAACACAGACCUGAGCAGGAUUCUUAAGAGAGAGAUCCAGGAAGCACUUCAGCAAGCUGUGGUGUACGGCACCUGGCGUAAACCCGCCUCCCUUAAAGUUGACUACAACCUGCCAAUGCACAAGAUGACCAACACAGACCUGAGCAGGAUUCUUAACAGUGAGGAGAUCCAGAAAGCACUUUGUGCACCCAACAAGAAGAGCAACCGCAGAGUUCCGAAGAACUUGACUAUUAUGAUGAAGACGUCAUGCCAUCCACAAGCAUGACCCUGCGGUAAGAAGUGAAACUGUUCAAGAUCUGUAGAUCAAGGGUAAGAUGCUGAAACCCAAGAAGAGGCCUGGAAAGAAGAGGGCACCUGCAAAAGCUUCAGGCCUAAAUUCAUACUCAACAGACUGGAGUUCAGUGAUAAUAAAUGGUGAUUUCUAA